Messenger RNA from Hevea brasiliensis (rubber tree), 1216 nucleotides. RefSeq lists its product as uncharacterized. The transcript has a single exon. The record is from RefSeq and is a predicted model, not a curated record. NCBI's taxonomy places the organism in Eukaryota, Viridiplantae, Streptophyta, Magnoliopsida, Malpighiales, Euphorbiaceae. Bases 505 to 948 code for a protein of 147 amino acids.
AGUAUCUCUGAAGAUUUUUACAUUACCGUAAAUGAUCGUCUUUAGAUAUUGAUGCCAAUCUUGAAUGAUCUUUGACCCCAGAUAAGGUAACUUCCAAGCCCAUCUCUCAAUUCUUCCUACUCCAUUUUCGCUCUCCGUUUCUCACAAGCCAAACACUGGAGUUAAGCCUCAAGAUUUCAGGUCCUAACAAUCUGUGGAGAGAGUCGUUUGAAGACAGCCCAAAACUCUCAAGACAAGGCUUGAAAUCAUCCAAGUAACCUCCCAAUAAAGAGUAGAGUUCAAGAAACAAGAAUAGGACAGCACAUGUUUCCUUGACGUCCAAUAUUCUAUUAUAUUCAGUAAUCCUAACUGAAAUCUCUAGUUGCAUUUUUCAAGCAAUAAUAUAUAUAAUCUUUAAAGCCAUGACUAAUUGUCACCCCUUUUCUAGCUUUGCCACAUCAUUCUCUUUGCUUCACCCUUCCUAUACCCUCGUAUGAGGAGAAGGAUCCUAUUCCUUGUCAAGGCAUGACUUACUGCAUAUCGUUCUCCUAUCCCAUCAUCACCCCCUUCCUCCUUCCAUCCUUCACAGCCAUGGAAGACUGUAGCAUGCUUGCUGCCGAUUGUGUUGUCAUAUCCUGCUGCUGCCAGUGCUUGAUACUACAAAUCAUCUUCAUCUUGCUAAAACUUCCUUGCAAACUCAUUCGAAAGGCUAAAGAAUAUGCAAAGAAGAAACUUGGAACUCUGUAUAGAAAGCAAGCAGAGAGGAGAACAGAAUCAGUGAAGGUUAGAUUUCAGGAUGACUCUGUGGAAUUCCAUGAAGGGUCGAUAAAAAUUCAAAUAGAAGAGUUGAAUGGAAGCCAUGGUCUUGGGAGUUGUAUGGAGGAAGUUGAGAGGGUGAUAGGAGAUUUCUCCCAAAAGGGAGAGUUUGCAUUUGGAAGCUUCUGGGGUAGGGGCAAAGGCAAGGAUUAGAAGCCUCCUUAACAUGUGUAGCUAAACAGGAAUUUGAUUUAAGCCUUGUACAGUUUGAAUUAGUUGAACUAAUCGAUUCUUUCGGAUACUCAAAUUAAUCUAGCCAAAUACCAAGUGCUAUUGCCAACUUAUUUGAUUAGAAAUGUGAUUUAGGUUUUAGCCAAAAAUAUUCGUCUGGAUGCUGUUGUUUUUGUAGGCAUCUGAGCAAAUGGGGAUAAAUAUAAAUGUCUGUCUUAACAUGUCACUAUCUUGAAAGUAUUCAACUUUU